Fusarium sp. VM40 is the source of this 411-nucleotide messenger RNA. The record is from the annotation of a GenBank genome assembly. Lineage: Eukaryota; Fungi; Ascomycota; Sordariomycetes; Hypocreales; Nectriaceae.
AUGGAGCUUGCUGUGCUCUUUAUCACACUGUUCGCCAUGGCCUUUAUGAUCGCUGCCAACACGCCUUUGGAAACACCGCGACAAGCUAUCGGCGGAGCAUUUAUUGCCGGAGUCCUUUCACUCCUCGGCGGCGCCCCAUUCGUUGCGGAAAUACUCUCUUCAACUGUGAGAAAUCUCUGGAAAGAAGACAUCCCUCUAGAGGAUUACAUGGAGCACCGACCAAGGGUAUUCCAUCGCAGCCGCGCUAAGUUCGACACUGGCGAUCGGUUCUACCACAAAUAUGGUGUUUGCUGCAGCGAAAGAGGGAACUGCGUGUCUUGCUUGAAGCAACAGGCCGAAGAUGCUCGGAGAUUCGUAUGGAUGGGCCAGGACGAGCUCGAUAGGAGGAUGAAAGAAGAACUCGCUAAAUAG